This is a messenger RNA of Entrophospora sp. SA101, 1806 nucleotides long. The record is from the annotation of a GenBank genome assembly. Lineage: Eukaryota; Fungi; Glomeromycota; Glomeromycetes; Entrophosporales; Entrophosporaceae.
AUGCUUGAUGAAAGAAAAAUAGCUUUGGAGGGUCUUAAAAAAAGUGAUUCAACAAAUGCUAAUAAGUAUCAAACUGAAAUUAAUGAGAUUAAUAAAUUACUUGGGGAAGUAACCGGUCUAACAGACGAAAAGAAAAAGUUUGAAAAAGAAAUUGAAGAUUGGUUGAAAAAAUAUUCGCAUGGUGGUUCCGAGCCUCUUUUUGGCAGUUCCUUUAAUGCCUCGAAUGUAGCAGAAACAAUUUCAGGUGGAAACGGAACUGAUGGAGCAGCAAAUAGACUUGGUUCUGGUGGCUCUGAUUCUUAUGGUCUUGACGAAGUUAAAUCUAACAUCCAAAUAGGAAUGUUAGAAGCAGUUUUCCCCGAAGUGUUGCGGCAGUUUCACGCCCGAGUUAUUAAGAAACAGGACGUAGAAAAGUUUAUGAAUGAUAAUCCUAAUACUGCCUUUUGGGAUAAUAAAAUCAGUAAUCCAAAAUCUUCAAGCGAAAUAAAAAAAAUAGAUACUUCUCAUGGCACUAAAUAUGAUAAAAAGGUACCAAAAGAUAUUGUUAAUAACAUAAAACCACUUAAAAAAUUAGACAUUAAAGACUUUUUGAAUGAGGAAAAUUACCCCGACCCUCUCGAUAAAGUAAAUUUGGAUGGUAAAAGCGAUAAAGACCUAAAAACAACAUUUGCCGGCAAAGAAGAAGCCUCAGUUAAUAGCGAAUUAGCCAAAACUACUGAUUCUGCUAAAAAAUAUCAAGCAUAUACUGCUUUACAAAGCACUGGGAAUGGCAACUGUUUCUUAAAUUCUUUCUCUAUUUUACUAAAUGGUGAUGAAGCUUUGGCUACCCGAUUGCGAGCUAAAUUAUGUUUAGAAUUAAUGAGCGUUCAAGAAAUCACCGAAAAAUUAACUAACCGAACUAUUGAAGGUCAAGCUUGUUCUUUAACUAAAACUGAUUCUUAUAAGGAAGUUGUUAAAACUGGUGGUUUUGCGAUAGUGGAAUAUCCAGUAAAAGGUGCUAAUCCUUUUGGUAAACUUUCUAUUACUGAAAUAAAAAUUAAAAUGGUAAAUAUUGAUCCAAGAAGAGCAAAAAUUUCUGAUAAAAUUAAUCAAGUUUCGACUACUGAAGGAAAGGGAGUAAUUGUAAGGAAGCCAAAUAAAGGAGGAGAAGGCUAUUUAUUUUUAUUAGGAACUUUAUCUGAUAUUGAAUAUGAUAGCCUAGAAGAAAAUGGCACUCCUUAUAAAAAAGCAACUGUAACUUAUAUUACAAGAACCGGAGAAGAAGACUUUAACGAAGACUUAUUGGAAGAAAAUGACCCUAAAGACUUUGUGGUUUUUAGCAAUAAUGAUAAAUGGGAGCCGGAAUUACAACUUAAUCGAACUCAACUUGAUUAUUUAGACCAAAUUUAUAAAACCAUGAUUGUUGACUUAAAACGCAGUUUGCCACAUUUACAUUAUAGUGUAUUUCGUCGUCUAAAUGGCAUUAAACAUAAUACUGCCAAAAAAGAAGAAAGACAAAAUAAUCCCGAAAUUGAAUUAAACGAAGACCAAUUUGAAAAUCCCGAAAAUAUCCGCUUACAAGAAAGAAUUAGUUUUUUAACCGAAUUUUAUGAAAAAUUUGGUGGCGAAAGUUAUAUUUUAGAACUCGAUGGCAAAAUAGUUUUCCAAACUGGUGAUAAAUUUAAAGAGGAAGAAAAUCAAAAACAACAAAAUCAGGAAAAAGAAAAAGUUAGAGCAACCGACCAAAAAGAAGAAAAACCAAAAUCAGAAAAAUCCGAAGAGCAGAAUUUUAGGAAAGAGAAAAUUUUAUAUCGAGAUAGAAUUUAA